GUUCGAGGAGGCCCUGCAGGAAGCCCGGCAGGUCGAUAAGCUGCUUUCAGAGGGCCCUGGUGUUGACUACCUGGAGGAGAAGUUCCCAUUGUUGGGGGUUCCCAUCACUGUCAAGGAGGCCUUUUGUCUGCACGGGAUGCCCAACACCUCUGGCUUGGUCAGCCGCCGCAACGUGAUCGCCACCUCGGAUGCCACGGUGGUGUCACGGCUGAAGCAGGCGGGUGCCAUCCCACUGGGUGUCACCAACUGCAGCGAGCUUUGCAUGUGGUACGAGUCCAGCAACAGAGUCUAUGGGCGGACCAACAACCCCUAUGACCUGCAGAGGAUCGUGGGCGGCAGUUCAGGUGGGGAGGGCGGUGUCCUGGCAGCUGCCUGCUCAGUCAUAGGUGUGGGCUCCGACAUUGGCGGCAGCAUCCGGAUGCCUGCCUUCUUCAAUGGAGUCUUUGGCCAUAAACCCACGACAGGGGUGGUGCCCAAUGAUGGCCAGUUCCCAAAUGCUCACGGGGCGCGGACCAACUACCUGUGCACUGGGCCCAUGUGCCGCUACGCGGAGGACCUGGAGCCUGUGCUGAGGGUUAUGGCCGGUCCUGGGGUCAGCAAGCUGAAGCUGAAUGAGAAAGUGUCACUGGAGAAAAUCAAAUUCCAUUGCAUGGAUCAUGACGGCGGUUCCGUUUUUGUGUCACCUGUGGACAAGGAGAUCUUGCAGGCCCAAAAGAAGGUGGUGGAACACCUUGAAAGUGACCUGGGGGUCCAAGUUCAGCGUGUGGCAAUCCACAAGAUGAAGUAUUCUUUCCAGAUCUGGUCAGCCAUGAUGUCAUCCAAGGACAGCGAUGGGCAGGAGGCACAGCGAUUCACAGACCUGCUGGGAGACCAUGGGAAGCCAGUGUGGCCGCUGUGGGAGCUGAUGAAGUGGCUCGUGGGGAUGUCUUCUCACACACUCCCAGCUAUUGCCCUGGGGCUGACGGAGAGGCUGGUGAAUCUCAACCUUGGUGGAAAUGCCAAGCUGGUGAGCAUGGGGAAGAGCCUGCAGGAGGAGAUGGAGGCGCUGCUGGGGACAGAUGGGGUGCUCCUCUACCCCUCACACCCCACCAUUGCCCCCAGGCACCAUUCCCCCAUCUGCAUGCCCUUCAAUUUUGCCUACACAGGUGAGCAGCUCUGGCUCCUGCGGGGUGCAGGUAGGGCCAUAGGGAUGCCAUUGCCCACAGCAGCAGCAUGGGCUGGCAGCCAGGGGGUGCCGCUGGACAUCCGCCUGGUGGCCGCUGCCUACAACGACCACCUGACACUGGCAGUGGCCCGGUAUCUGGAGAAGGCCUUUGGAGGAUGGGUUUUACCGGGGAAAGUUUAG
This is a messenger RNA of Acanthisitta chloris (rifleman), 1345 nucleotides long. RefSeq names its product fatty acid amide hydrolase 2 (gene FAAH2). Lineage: Eukaryota; Metazoa; Chordata; Aves; Passeriformes; Acanthisittidae. The record is from RefSeq and is a predicted model, not a curated record. The transcript is spliced from 9 exons. The annotation marks the transcript as partial.